Messenger RNA from Pseudogymnoascus verrucosus, 1843 nucleotides. It is a transcript of the gene CPA1, whose product is annotated as Multifunctional pyrimidine synthesis protein CAD. The record is from RefSeq and is a predicted model, not a curated record. Gene Ontology annotation, cellular component: cytoplasm; carbamoyl-phosphate synthase complex. The transcript is spliced from 4 exons. The coding region runs from base 311 to 1696 and encodes 461 amino acids. Gene Ontology annotation, biological process: 'de novo' pyrimidine nucleobase biosynthetic process; L-arginine biosynthetic process; L-glutamine metabolic process. Gene Ontology annotation, molecular function: carbamoyl-phosphate synthase (glutamine-hydrolyzing) activity. Lineage: Eukaryota; Fungi; Ascomycota; Leotiomycetes; Thelebolales; Thelebolaceae.
CUCGUCGUCCCGCCUCCAUCUUCCUCUUCCAAUCCUCAAUCCAACACAGUCCUCCCCACCAAAACAACAACCUUCACCGCUGUCAAUUCAAAAGCUCAAUUAUAUUUACAUAAGGGAUAUUUGAAUGAUAUCCCCAAUUUAUUAGCUGCUAAGCUGUGUUUCUUCACGUUGCGUCUAUGAGUGCGCGCCCGUCAGUCUUCACUUCGCAGGAUUACAUUUCAGAUCACAUCUGGAAAGCUUCAGUAAAUUGACGAAUCGUCGAUCAACCAUAUAACACCACUUUUACAAACAACAAAACUUCCACUACGACAUGCUUGCUCGCUUUUCCAAGCAGGCCCUGAGGGGCGCGGGAAUCGCGCUCAAUGGCCGCUUGGUUUCGCAGCAGGCUAGGUUCCUGGCCACUGUCGAGCCGACCGUUGGCAGGACCAUGCCUGUGACCAGGCCAAGGGCCACUCCGAUUGCCCAUGAUCGGGCUACGUUCACUAUCAGGGACGGCCCAGUCUUUCACGGCAAAUCCUUCGGAGCCAAGUCCAACAUCUCCGGCGAGGCCGUCUUCACGACCUCCCUCGUCGGCUACCCGGAGUCCAUGACGGACCCCUCCUACCGCGGCCAGAUCCUCGUCUUCACCCAACCCCUCAUCGGGAACUACGGCGUCCCCUCCAACCAACGUGACGAGUACGGACUCCUCAAGUACUUCGAGUCCCCCAACAUCCAGUGCGUCGGCGUCGUCGUCGCCGACUACGCCCUCCAAUACAGCCACUGGACAGCCGUUGAAUCCCUCUCCGCCUGGUGCGCCCGCGAAGGCGUCCCCGCCAUCUCCGGCGUUGACACCCGCGCCAUCGUCACCUACCUCCGCGAGCGCGGCUCCUCCCUCGCCCGCAUCACCAUCGGCGAGGAAUACGACGCCGACCAAGACGAGGCCUUCGUGGAUCCCGAGCAAAUCAACCUCGUCAAGCGCGUCUCCACCAAGGCCCCCUUCCACGUCCCCUCCCCUAAGGGCGACAUGCACGUCGCAGUCAUCGAUUGCGGAGUCAAGGAGAACAUCCUCCGCUCCCUCGUCUCCCGCGGCGCAUCCGUCACGGUGUUCCCCUUCGAUUUCCCAAUCCACAAGGUCGCGCACCACUUCGACGGUGUUUUCAUCUCGAACGGCCCCGGUGACCCAACUCACUGCGCUGAUACCGUAUACCACCUCCAGCGCCUUAUGGAGACCUCCCAAGUCCCCGUCUUCGGCAUCUGUCUCGGCCACCAGCUCCUCGCUCUCGCAGCCGGCGGACGCACAAUCAAGCUCAAAUACGGGAACCGCGCCCACAACAUCCCCGCUUUGGACCGCACCACCGGGCAAUGCCACAUCACAUCCCAGAACCACGGGUACGCCGUCGACACCUCUACUCUCCCGGACUACUUCAAGGAGUACUUCGUCAACCUGAACGACGGCUCCAAUGAGGGGAUGAUCCACACCAGCCGCCCGAUUUUCAGCACACAGUUCCACCCGGAAGCCAAGGGAGGACCGAUGGAUAGCAGCUACUUGUUUGAUAUGUACCUUGAUAACGUCCGUCGCUACAAGGACGGGAAGAAGGUCGUUGGUGCGGUGGUGGAGGAGAGGAUUAGCCCCCUCCUUGUGGAUAUCUUGGCGAAGGAGCGCGUGGGUGUUGAGCCGGCGCAGGAGGCUGCUGCUGCUGCGGCGGCGGCGGCUUAGAGAGUGGGAUGGGAUUGAGAUGGUUAGGGUGGGGGGAUAGGAGUAUUACGUUGCUUUUUGCUGUGCUUGAUUGAUUGAGUGCUUUUGGGACGCGUUUGGGGGGAUUGAAGAUCAAUUACCGCAAUUUACGCUUUUUUUUUGAACUUG